Danaus chrysippus (African queen) is the source of this 345-nucleotide messenger RNA. NCBI's taxonomy places the organism in Eukaryota, Metazoa, Arthropoda, Insecta, Lepidoptera, Nymphalidae. The record is from the annotation of a GenBank genome assembly.
AUGUAUGAAAGAUCAGUAUUAAUUAAUUUCAUCAUAAGCGUUUUUUUCGUCACCAAAUGUGUGAGUGAUAAAGAUAGUGUUACAUUUUCAUUUAAAGAAUACCAAUACAAGGAUUCAGCUAAAAAUGAGAUGAUAUUUCGAGAGUUUGAAACGGCUUGCGAACAGAGCAGUGCUUGCAACCAGAUGAAUGGAUUAUCACGAACUCGAUGCGUCCGUGAAUGCGUUUCUCCCUCAUGCUACAGAGAAUUGUACAUAACAGAUCCGCUUGAAGAGGGGGAAAUUGAUGUUCGUUUAAAUUCUUUCAAAGGGUGUUUUAUUCAAAGAAGUGGGCGGACUAGAAAUUGA